Messenger RNA from Eutrema salsugineum, 1434 nucleotides. RefSeq lists its product as uncharacterized. The record is from RefSeq and is a predicted model, not a curated record. NCBI's taxonomy places the organism in Eukaryota, Viridiplantae, Streptophyta, Magnoliopsida, Brassicales, Brassicaceae. The transcript has a single exon. Bases 142 to 1299 code for a protein of 385 amino acids.
CAUCACUCUCUUUUCUCUCUCAACAACCAAAAACAAAAACUUCUUCUUUCAAAAAUUUCUGGGUCUGAGAAUUUCCUAUAGAAAAAACCUGACUUUCUCGAGGGGAAGAAAAAAAAUUCCGACUUUGCAUCUGUACUGAGGAUGCCAGCGACAGAUUUUCAGGGAUCAUUUGGGAGGUCACUGCUAAGUUUACGGCGAGACCAAGUUGACUCCACAGCAGCCGGCGCCGGAAGUAGCCACCACGAGCCAAACAACAUGGAGGUGGAGCUAGAUUCGUUUCAGAGACAAGUCGCCGAGAGAUUCAUCGAUCUCAACGCCUCCGGUGGAGAAAACGAGCUUCUCUCUCUCGAAUGGAUCGGGAAGCUUCUCGAUUCGUUUCUCUGCUGCCAAGAGGAGUUUCGAGCUAUCGUAUUCAACCACCGAUCGCAGGUCUCCAGAUCUCCGAUGGACCGUUUGAUUUCCGAUUACUUCGAGCGGAGCAUCAAAGCCCUCGAUGUCUGCAACGCAAUCCGCGACGGAAUCGAACAGAUCCGUCAAUGGCAGAAACUCGCCGACAUCGUUAUCUCCGCUUUAGACAGUCACCGUCCGAUCGGAGAAGGACAGCUCCGGCGAGCGAAGAAGGCUCUGAUCGAUUUAGCAAUCGGAAUGCUCGACGAGAAAGACCCUUCUUCGGCAACUAAUCUAGCUCAUCGUAACCGUUCGUUCGGGAGAGUCAAAGACAGUCACAAUCACCACCGUUCGAUUGGACAUUUCAGGUCUCUCUCGUGGAGUGUGUCGAGGUCUUGGUCAGCUUCAAAGCAACUACAAGCCUUGGCGAACAACUUGGCAACGCCUCGACCAAACGACGUCGCUGCAACCAACGGUUUAGCAGUGCCGGUUUACACAAUGACGUCGGUUUUGUUGUUUGUGAUGUGGGUUUUGGUCGCUGCGAUUCCUUGUCAAGAUCGUGGGUUGCAAGUGAAUUUCUUUGUGCCAAGGCAUUUCCAAUGGGCAGCUCCGGUUAUGUCGUUGCACGAUAAGAUUGUGGAGGAAUCUAAGAGAAGAGAUAGGAAGAAUUGUUGUGGAUUGCUUAGAGAGAUUGAUCGGAUUGAGAAGAGCUCGAGGUUGAUGAACGAAUUGGUCGAUUCGAUUCAGUUUCCGUUGACUGAUCAGAAGGAAAUUGAGGUGAAACAGAGAGUGGAGGAGCUUGUUGAGGUUCAUGAAGCUUUGAAAAAUGGUUUGGAUCCGUUUGAGAGGAAAGUAAGAGAAGUUUUCCAUCGGAUUGUUCGAAGCCGAACCGAGAGUCUUGAUUGUCUUUGAUAAAGAUCUUGUCUUGAACAUGUUUGUCCGAAACUGAUGAUUCAUAUUCGGAUUUUUCUUUCUCUUUUUUCUUGUCGAUCACUGUAAAAAAAAAAAGCAAUUCAAAGGGUGUAGAAGUUGACGUUCUUUGUGUAG